CCCGCAUCCCGCAUCUGCGCAUCCUGGCUGUUCUUCCUCACUACAAUAACCAAACAUCUACACAACAAUGCCCAAGGUACCUUCUUUCAAGACGCUGUGGGAGAGACCCUCCCCCACCUCGAUCUCGAGGGCGCGCGCAAAGGUCUCAGGCGCUCUCAACAGUGUCACUCGUGCCGUUCAACGCACUGCUCGGGCGCACCGAACAAGUGCAUCGAGCUCGUCGGUGGCGUCUUCAUUUGAAGACGCCUCCUCGUCUACGGAUCAGUCCUCCCAGGACAUAGAGACUCCCCGGAGCACCAUUCUCUACGGGAAGGACACAGACAGUUCGUCUGAGGUUGAUGUUGAGGUUGUUAGCACCUCAUCACCAGACGAUCAGGAGACAUCGUCCGGUUCCUCGUUCAUCGUGCCCGCUACCCCCUGCGAUGCUGAAGAGUCCUUCGAGUCCUUCACGCACCCAACCCCACCCCCCGAAACACUGUACGAGACCAUCGCGUCUCGUUCUCUCCGAGAACAACCCGACGUCGACACACGUCUCCCCGUCAACCCCUUCGCCGACUCCCACGCCACCCCCGUUAUCAGCUACUACGAGCACGAUACUGUUGUCCAGAACAGUAUCAACAUCCAAGAAGAAGAAACAAGCCCCCUGUCAUACACCGACCUCGCCUGCAACACCGGACUUGUCGAUGCCUGGACCACGAUCUCCUCCUCAUCGAGUGGCGCACCCCAACAUCCCAACGAACCUACGCUUCCUACACUCGACUCCCUCUUCGCGAGUGGCAUGCUCGUCGACCCCGGAGUCCUCCCUCAGGAGGUCUUCUUCAGCUCCUCCAACAUGAAGCGCAAGCGUACGCCCGAGGAUGAGGACGAGGACCAGUCGAGCGAUAGCGAUCGCGCUCCCGACUACCACUACGCCACCGACCGCCCGUCGAAGAGGCGCGCCACCGCCACCUUCAACAUCCCCAAGCUCAUCGUCCCCGACCAUCCCAUCUCCAUCGAGGCCGCACGUCGUCAACAGGAAUAUCCUGUUGGAGCUCAGACACACUAUGUUGACGUCUUCAUGACGUCCGACAAUGAGUCUGACUCUGAAGCGAGCUCAAGCAGCUCGUCCGACACAUCAUCCUCUGCUGCCUCGUAUCGUGGUCGUUCUCGGGUUCGAAGGGCUCGGGAUUUCCGGAGCCGUCGCCGCUCUGCGGCCCCUAGCCCUCCCCCUUCCUCCUACGCUGCUAGCAGCGUCUCGGGUGACUCUUACAACCUCUCUUAUCCGGAGGUCUACAUCAAGUCGGAGCCCCUUUUCUAGUUUCUUCUUCUUCUUCUUCUUCCUCUGUGUCAUUAUCCUAUGCAUGCUCUUCCUCCGUUCUCGUGUUUACCGCUACCUUACAGCCUUGCUAUUCGUGUAUCGUGCUUUCUGUGCUCUAUCCCUGCUCCAUCUUCCCCUUCCUAGUCUCUCCUCUAUCUUCUCCCCUUCUGUAUCACUAACCUGAAUGGGCUGCCACACACUGGCUACCCUCGGCUCUUUAUUCCUUCACACUAUAGAUCUGUUGCAGUUCCUGCUUCAUGCUUCCCACUUCCUGCUACUCGACGCUCUUGACUCUGCCAUACUCUCCAUCCGCUUUCUGUUUUCGUAUCCUAGCUUUAGCUUUCGCUUUCGUUUUCGUUCUCAGUGCUACUGUAUUAUUAGUG
This is a messenger RNA of Stereum hirsutum FP-91666 SS1, 1680 nucleotides long. RefSeq lists its product as uncharacterized. The coding region runs from base 68 to 1297 and encodes 409 amino acids. The transcript has 5 exons. NCBI's taxonomy places the organism in Eukaryota, Fungi, Basidiomycota, Agaricomycetes, Russulales, Stereaceae. The record is from RefSeq and is a predicted model, not a curated record.